This is a messenger RNA of Schizophyllum commune H4-8, 705 nucleotides long. Its product is annotated as carbohydrate-binding module family 1 protein. Gene Ontology annotation, biological process: carbohydrate metabolic process. The coding region runs from base 1 to 705 and encodes 234 amino acids. The record is from RefSeq and is a predicted model, not a curated record. The transcript is spliced from 5 exons. Lineage: Eukaryota; Fungi; Basidiomycota; Agaricomycetes; Agaricales; Schizophyllaceae. Gene Ontology annotation, molecular function: cellulose binding. Gene Ontology annotation, cellular component: extracellular region.
AUGCCCGCCCUCCCUCUCAUCCUCGCCACUGCGAUUGCCCUCACCCUCAAGGCAUCCGCCCAAACCGUCGCCGACCCAUGGGGCCAAUGCGGCGGCACCGGCUGGUCGGGCGCCACGACCUGCCCGAGCGGCUACACCUGCACCGUCAGCAGCGAAUACUACUCUCAGUGUAUCCCUGGGAGCGGCGGCGGAGGUAGUGGAGGUGGCUCGGGCACGGCCACGACGACUGCGGCUGGCGGAUCUGCGACGCUUGUACCGGGGUAUUCGUUCAUUAGGGCGGUGCAAGCCCCCAACUUCCACAAAUACCUCCAGUCAGAGAUCCUUGAGACCGCGUCGGACGCGGUCUUGGGCGAGCCCGCGGACGCAGCGCAAUUCGAGAUCACGGGCGGGCAGUUAGUGCAACAUGCAUCGGCCGCCCCCCUCUACGCCACCGUCGAAGCCCCCGCCAGUGCCGAGACCAAGAAGCUCAAGGUGACCUGGUCGGCGAGCAAGGACACCCUCGGCACCUUCGUCUUCCAGGGCGACUCGGUGGAGUGGAGCUCGCCGAGUGUGAAGCGGCAGCAGAAUAAUGCCUGGCUCGUCUGCGAGGACACAGAGGGACACAAGGAUGUGUAUAUCAAUUUGGGCCCGUAUUCGUACCAAACACCCGAAGGCUGCGUCGACCAGACGAUCCACGGGUAUACGGGGUCGACGGCGACGGCGUGA